Coccomyxa subellipsoidea C-169 is the source of this 1779-nucleotide messenger RNA. RefSeq names its product alpha/beta-hydrolase. The transcript is spliced from 12 exons. Gene Ontology annotation, biological process: lipid metabolic process. NCBI's taxonomy places the organism in Eukaryota, Viridiplantae, Chlorophyta, Trebouxiophyceae, Coccomyxaceae. The record is from RefSeq and is a predicted model, not a curated record. Bases 1 to 1779 code for a protein of 592 amino acids.
AUGGGUAUCGUUAUGGACGCGGGACCUUACUUCUACAAGUCGAUCCAGGCCGCUUCCUUCACAGUGGCCGCAGAUCAGGACAGCCUCAACGGAGUGCCAGUCGACAAAUCUGUGCAAGUGCCGAUGGCUGGAGGCAGCAGUCUGCUGGCUGCGUGGAGCAGGAACGCCUCAGCACUGAUCCUGGCAUUCAGCGGCACUAAUCAGACGCUCGAGAAUGUCACUGCAUCCAAUCCGCUGCAGUCCAUGAGCUUCCUGGGGGCCGCAUUUGGCGACAAUGGCACCAUUGAUGCGCAGACCUCCGACCCUUUCAAGGAGGCUCUGGCCCCAGACAGCCUGUCAUCGGUGAUCAGUAAUGUUUCCAGUGGCACGUGGCCGGCCAGGAUAGUGGCGACUGGGUAUGCCCAGGGAGGAGGGCUGGCCAAGCUGGCUGCUGUGUGGGCGGGUGCAGCGUACCCAGGCACCCAGAUCCGCUGCAUCGUGUUUGGCGCGCCCCGCGUGGGUGAUGCACGGUUCCUAUGGGCGUACCAGCAGUUGGUGGAUCUACGCUACGAGUGGGCAGUGAAGUCAGACCCGCUGCCCGACACCCCGGAGGGCAGCCCACAAUCCGAUGCGCUGUACUACCUAGGUGAGGGGACCCUGGCAGGCAACGCCAGCUUACAGCCGCCCGCCAGCCUGACGUUCUACAUGGCUGCGCUGGAGGCCAACGCCCGUAACAUCACCAGCCAGGGCAGCCUUGCAGAUGACAAUGCGCAGAACACAGUCAGCCCGGGCAAUUCCACGCAGCCGGGCACUCCUGUAGUCACCCAGAGCCCCUCCCCAGCACCCACAGGCUUCUUCGGCCGCGUCAAACAAACCUUUGAGAAUGUUGUCAGCGGGGUGGAGGAGAUCCUGCCGGUAGCGACACAGGAGAUUGCGCGCAGCAGCACUGAUAACACUGAAGUCAAGGAGUUCCCAUUCACCAAUCUGUCAGACUCUGACCCCAACGCGUGCCCCGUCGAGUUGUGCAAGACCCGCCAGCCCUCUGUCUGGUCCUGCAAUGUGUACAAGAAUGGGCCGGACACAAUAGCCCCUGGAUCAGUGACCAUCAACGAGCCCGAGAAGAGCACAGACCUGGCAGUGGCUUGGCUGCCCCAGAACUCCACCGCUGUCUACGCCUGGAGGGGCAGUGUCGACAGAAAGGACUGGCUCGCAAACUUCCACCUCAUGCUGGAGAAUGACCCGCUGUCGCCAGUUUUGGACCAGCUCUUCCCAGGCGCCACAGCCCACUCCGGCUUUGUUGGCCAGUUCCGCGCAGUCACCGACCAAGCCACGAAUGACACCUACAAUAUCAAGACGGUGCUGCUGAAGCAGUCAAAGGGGCGGCCGCCCACCAAGGUGAUAUGCACCGGGCACAGCUUGGGCGCUGCGCUGGCGUCACUCUGCGGCGUGUGGGCCUCCCUGCAGUGGCUGGAUGCUGAUGUGAGGGUGGUCACCUUUGGGUCUCCAGCCGUCGGCAACCAGGAGUUUGCAAAUGCGUUCAAGCUGGCGGUGGGGAGGGAGUAUCGGCUGGUGGACCGGCUGGAUGUGGUGCCUGCGCUGCCCCCCUUCGACGGCUACGUCCACCUGGACUACUCCCAGUGGAUCUUGGACAACGGGACAAUUGUUGCGGAGACGCGGCCGCACUACAACACGCGCGACCUCAAUUGGGACGACCAUGCAUGCGCAGCCUACAGCAACGCCACCUACAAUGUCACCCACGUCAGCGCCCCACAGACAGUCACCGGCACUGCGCCGAUCUAG